Piliocolobus tephrosceles (Ugandan red Colobus) is the source of this 2826-nucleotide messenger RNA. RefSeq names its product adhesion G protein-coupled receptor B1. Gene Ontology annotation, biological process: negative regulation of angiogenesis. Gene Ontology annotation, molecular function: G protein-coupled receptor activity. The coding region runs from base 1 to 2826 and encodes 941 amino acids. The record is from RefSeq and is a predicted model, not a curated record. Lineage: Eukaryota; Metazoa; Chordata; Mammalia; Primates; Cercopithecidae. The transcript is spliced from 18 exons. Gene Ontology annotation, cellular component: plasma membrane.
AUGCAGUCUCUGGCUCCCGAUUCGGGAUCCAGUUUCAGAGAGCGAGAGAUUGGGGAGCGCCGGCAGCCGGCAGGCGCGGGGGAAGGGGAGGGGGCCUGCGUGCGCCGGCGGGUGCGCUCCAGGGGGCGUCCCGGUGAGGCCCGGAGCGGGCCGGGGGCGGCGGCGACUGGAGGAGCCCCCCCCACCUCCGGUCGGGCGCCCGGCUCGGCCGCCGGCGACGCGAGGCACUCGCGGGGAUUUGCAACUCGCCGGAUCGAGUCCUUGCCGGCGGGGCCGCUGCUGCUGGGGAAGCCGUGCGCCACGCUGGUGCAGGGAAAGUUCUUCGGCUACUUCUCAGCGGCCGCUGUGUUCCCGGCCAACGCCUCGCGCUGUUCCUGGACGCUGCGCAACCCGGAUCCGCGGCGCUACACUCUCUACAUGAAGGUGGCCAAGGCGCCCGUGCCCUGCAGCGGCCCCGGCCGCGUCCGCACCUACCAGUUCGACUCCUUCCUCGAGUCCACGCGCACCUACCUGGGCGUGGAGAGCUUCGACGAGGUGCUGCGGCUCUGCGACCCCUCCGCACCCCUGGCCUUCCUGCAGGCCAGCAAGCAGUUCCUGCAGAUGCGGCGCCAGCAGCCGCCCCAGGACGACGAACUCGGGCCCCGGGUUGGGCCGCCGGGCCCCAGCGACGACUUCUCCGUGGAGUACCUAGUGGUGGGGAACCGCAACCCCAGCCGUGCCGCCUGUCAGAUGCUGUGCCGCUGGCUGGACGCGUGUCUGGCCGGUAGCCGCAGCUCGCACCCCUGCGGGAUCAUGCAGACCCCCUGUGCAUGCCUGGGCGGCGAGGCGGGCGGUCCUGCCGCUGGCCCCCUGGCCCCCCGCGGGGAUGUCUGCUUGAGAGAUGCGGUGGCUGGUGGCCCUGAAAACUGCCUCACCAGCCUGACCCAGGACCGGGGCGGGCACGGCGCCACAGGCGGCUGGAAGCUGUGGUCCCUGUGGGGCGAAUGCACGCGGGACUGCGGGGGAGGCCUCCAGACGCGGACGCGCACCUGCCUGCCCGCGCCGGGAGUGGAGGGCGGUGGCUGCGAGGGGGUGCUGGAGGAGGGUCGCCAGUGCAACCGCGAGGCCUGCGGCCCCGCUGGGCGCACCAGCUCCCGGAGCCAGUCCCUGCGGUCCACAGAUGCCCGGCGGCGUGAGGAGCUGGGGGACGAGCUGCAGCAGUUUGGGUUCCCAGCCCCCCAGACCGGUGACCCAGCAGCCGAGGAGUGGUCCCCGUGGAGCGUGUGCUCCAGCACCUGCGGCGAGGGCUGGCAGACCCGCACGCGCUUCUGCGUGUCCUCCUCCUACAGCACGCAGUGCAGUGGACCCCUGCGCGAGCAGCGGCUGUGCAACAACUCCGCCGUGUGCCCAGUGCAUGGUGCCUGGGACGAGUGGUCACCCUGGAGCCUCUGCUCCAGCACCUGUGGCCGUGGCUUUCGGGAUCGCACGCGCACCUGCAGGCCCCCCCAGUUUGGAGGCAACCCCUGUGAGGGCCCUGAGAAGCAAACCAAGUUUUGCAACAUUGCCCUGUGCCCUGGUAGCUGCUCCCAGGGCCGACAGCAGCGCACGCGUGAAUGCAACGGGCCUUCCUAUGGGGGCGCCGAGUGCCAGGGCCACUGGGUUGAGACCCGAGACUGCUUCCUGCAGCAGUGCCCAGUGGAUGGCAAGUGGCAGGCCUGGGCGUCAUGGGGCAGUUGCAGCGUCACGUGUGGGGCUGGCAGCCAGCGACGGGAGCGUGUCUGCUCCGGGCCCUUCUUCGGGGGAGCAGUCUGCCAGGGCCCCCAGGAUGAGUACCGGCAGUGCGGCACCCAGCGGUGUCCUGAGCCCCAUGAGAUCUGUGAUGAGGACAACUUUGGUGCUGUGAUCUGGAAGGAGACCCCAGCGGGAGAGGUGGCUGCCGUCAGGUGUCCUCGCAACGCCACAGGACUCAUCCUGAGACGGUGUGAGCUGGACGAGGAAGGCAUCGCCUACUGGGAGCCCCCCACCUACAUCCGCUGUGUUUCCAUUGACUACAGAAACAUCCAGAUGAUGACCCGGGAGCACCUGGCCAAGGCUCAGCGAGGGCUGCCGGGGGAGGGGGUCUCAGAGGUCAUCCAGACACUGGUGGAGAUCUCUCAGGACGGGACCAGCUACAGCGGGGACCUGCUGUCCACCAUCGAUGUCCUGAGGAACAUGACAGAGAUUUUCCGAAGGGCGUACUACAGCCCCACCCCUGGGGACGUACAGAACUUUGUCCAGAUCCUUAGCAACCUGCUGGCAGAGGAGAAUCGGGACAAGUGGGAGGAGGCCCAACUGGCGGGCCCCAAUGCCAAGGAGCUGUUCCGGCUGGUGGAGGACUUUGUGGACGUCAUCGGCUUCCGUAUGAAGGACCUGAGGGAUGCAUACCAGGUGACAGACAACCUGGUCCUCAGCAUCCAUAAGCUCCCAGCCAGCGGAGCCACUGACAUCAGCUUCCCCAUGAAGGGCUGGCGGGCCACGGGUGACUGGGCCAAGGUGCCGGAGGACAGGGUCACUGUGUCUAAGAGUGUCUUCUCCACGGGGCUGGCAGAGGCCGAGGAAGCGUCUGUGUUUGUGGUGGGCACCGUGCUCUACCGGAACCUGGGCAGCUUCCUGGCCCUGCAGAGGAACACCACCGUCCUGAAUUCCAAGGUGAUCUCCGUGACUGUUAAGCCCCCGCCUCGCUCCCUGCGCACACCCUUGGAGAUUGAGUUUGCCCACAUGUAUAAUGUGAGUGCCACCCGCGCGCACACUGACGCCUGCGGAAACGCACGACAUGGGGACAAGGUUGUGGCCCUGCACUCGGGCUGA